This is a messenger RNA of Panonychus citri (citrus red mite), 4841 nucleotides long. RefSeq lists its product as uncharacterized. The transcript is spliced from 3 exons. Bases 657 to 4247 code for a protein of 1196 amino acids. Lineage: Eukaryota; Metazoa; Arthropoda; Arachnida; Trombidiformes; Tetranychidae. The record is from RefSeq and is a predicted model, not a curated record.
AGAUAGAGGUAAGAAAAGUUUUCAUAUUCUUUCAUUUGUUUCCAUUGAGCUCACGAAACAAGAAUCAUCAAUUUACUAAUUUUCCUUAAUUCGUAGUAACCAUUUUCUUAAUCACAUUAAUCUGUGAUUUUGUGUAAUUUACCUGUGAUUAUCAUCGUAACAUUUAAUUCAGUUUCAAUUGCAUCUGAUUAAUCAACAAAAUCAACUCCAAGAAACUAAGUGAUUAUUUUUCAAAUUGAUUAUGUCCAAAAAUUUUUCAUUACUUUUGUGUGUCCAGUUUUUAAUCAACGAUAAAUAUCACUUAUAAUGACUUGAUUUGGUUAACAAUUAAGGUUAAAUCAAUUGUACACCGUUAAAUUGUUCAUCAUCAUCAUCAUCAAAAAAUUUGUUCUCAAUCAUUUUUAAAUUAUCAGGAUUUUAUGAAUGUUAAUUGUUUCAUGAGAAAGGAGUAAUAAAAGUGUCAACAAUUAGCAUCCUCGGAUCUUAAUCAAUCAAAUUUUCACGAAAAAAUUGAUUACUUAUUGACCUCAAUCAAGAAAAACUUUUCCUCUGGUCAAUCAUCAAGAUACUGACCAGCUAUACCUGAAGAGACUAACAAAACAAACAAUCAAAAAAGACUCAAUCAAAGUGAAAGUUAUUUAAUCAAAACAAUCAAAAUGCAUCUCAAGAUUCUAUUUAUAUUGAUUACCUGUUAUCAAUUAACUGAAGGAAAACCUUAUGUUAAUACAAGGAGAUUAUCGUUUGGUGAGCAAAUGACUUGGAGAUUUGGAGGUUGGAAGCCAAUGACUCCUUCGGCUUCGGGAUUAAGAUCAGAGGAUAAUCUUUCAGGUCUUGGAAGUUUAUUAAUCCCUCCAGGCAAUAAUAAUAGUAGCACUUUAAAUCAUCAACAAAAUGUUAAUAGUAAUAAUAAUUUUCUAAAUUCUAAUAUUAAUUUACCAACAAAUAGUAAUAACUUUUAUAAUAAUAAUCAAACAAGUGCCAAUGGAGUUGUUAUUACAUCGGCGGGUUCACGAAAUGUAUCUUUAAGCUCAAAUGGUAAUCAUUUAUUAAGAGUUAAUCCAGCUAAUGGAUUAACUUCAUCUUCUUCUUCAACGCCAUCUUCAUCAUCUACUCCAUCAUCAUCAUCAUCUUCUUCAUCAUCUUCUUCUUCACCUUUAACUCUUUUACCUGUUUCAACUUCGGGCUCUGGUUCAUUGAGUUCACCAGAAUCUUCAGAAUCUCAUCUGAAUCCAAAAUAUCGUCAUGUUGAUAUGGAACAGAUGAAAAUCGAUGAUUAUCUUGGUGGAGUUGGUAAAGGUUUCCCUGGGUCACCAGGUCCAUAUUCAACCGGCGCUGUCCACGGUUUUUAUGGUCCAUCUAUGGGCCAUAAUUUUGGUAAAUCGACUUAUGGUUUCCCUGGUUCCAUGAAAGGAGGUCACUCAUCUCGUCCAUCUUUCCAUCCUCAUCCUGGACAUUUGUCUUACCUUGGCCGUGGUCUUCCACUUCCUGGCUCUCAUCUUGGGCCCCGUCCUAAUCGCCAUGAGGUCACCGGUGGUAAACCCGUUAAAGAUGCUGAACUUCACGCUUAUCGGGUAAUCAAACAGUUAAAAGAGCGCGGUAGAGAUAUAAGGAAAGACUUUGGUAUUGUUGAUGCUUUUCCCGUUAAUCGUGGACUCUACCCGAAAGUGACCACUGGUGAAGGUGGUAAACGUUAUGUUACCGUUCCGGUCGCUAUUGAAACCGAUCAUGAUAAAGUGUUAACCCAAAAUGAUAUUAAAGAUAUUGAGAAAGAGGUUUUAAAAAUUAUUCCCGAGGUCGAACAUGGUUUAGUUGAAGGUGCGGUCAAAGAUGGUGCUCGAGUUAUUGAACUACCCGGCGGUGAAAAGGGUGGCCGAUCGAUUGGUCGUCCUCCAAUAAAGGUCACUUCUCCUUCAUCUGCAGGAGGUGGACGUCACAUUCCAGGUCAUUCGGGUGUAAUAACUGGACCUUCUCCAAUCAUCUAUGACAAUUUAGCUGCCAAUCCGAUUAAAUCACGAAUCUCAUCAAUCUUCCGGCCACUUUUAUCGAAAUUCCGAUCACCAAUUGGUCGUCCACAAUUAAAUCCUCAACCUUACAGUUCCAGUGAUCCUAAAAAUUUAAACGUAAUCCAUUUAAUUGCUCACCAAGAUCGACAUCCAUCCGUUGUACCCAUUGACAGGUUAGUUCAACGUCCUGAUGUUUCAGGUAAUGGUCAAACUGUCGGUGGUCAAGUUAACACUAAUCAACAACAAUCUCGAUUCCCUGGAAUGGUUCAUGGUCAACAGCCAAUGACCAAUUUACAAUAUAAGAUAAUUCAUCCUCCACAAGGACAAGGUCAACCUGGUAAACAACAUUUCAUUGAAUACAAUCCCCAUCAAGGAUCACCACCAUCACCACCCUCAGGUCCAGUUAUUGGUCAUCAUCAUCAACAAUCAGGACCUCAAUCACCACCUUACGAAAUGAUUGAAGUUCCUCGAGGUUAUGAUGUUUCACCCGAUCAUCUACUCGAAAGUCCACCUCAAGUUGUACCAAUUAACGGUGAACAAUUGGUCGAUCUUAAGGCAAACCAAUACAAUUCCGGUGAUGAAAAUCAACCAAAUCAACACCAACACCAACACCAACACCAACAACAUCAACAUCAGCAACACCAUCAAGGUCAACCCCAACCAUCAACAUCUUAUGUUACUGACCAAGGUCCAACUCCUGGUUCAAUUGAGAUAGUUAACCGACCAACUGAAGGAAAUGGCUACUCUGAUCAACAACCACCUUCAUCCGUUUAUCCAACAACCGGAUCACCAAACUACGAAUCAACUAAUUACGAUGACGAAAAUGAUAAACAACCAGAAAACAAUGGUUAUGGUCAAGGAAACAUUGAUAAUCAUAAUGGUGGUCAACAGGGUUACGAUGGUAAUCAACAGCAAAAUUCACAACAUGAAGGUAAUUAUGGUUCCAAUCAUGGUGACCAUUCAGUGACCGAUUAUCCAAAUCCAGUUGGUCCAGAAUACAAUUUGAAUGCUCAUUCAGGUCAAAUUGAACGGCCAAGUAAAGAUUAUCAAUCGGAAGGUAACAAUGAUGAUCGAGAUGAAACAAAUAACGGUAACAACGAUGAGGGAGAUAACCAUGGGUCAACUUUGACACCUUCAGUUAAUUAUGCCGAAUCACCCAAGAUUGAACUUCUCAAUGGAGCCUCACCCGAUUUCAAUGGAAAACCUUACACCACACCAAGUGAAUUAGACACUAAAAUGUUGAUCAAUUUAAUCUCUAAUCAAAUACCCUCUCUUGGCAAUGUCCUCAAAGGUGAAGGUGAACCAAAUGGUAAAGGUCACGAAGAAGGUGACAGAUCUCGAGGUGUUGAUGGCCCAAAUUAUGGUGAUAAUAAUAAUCAAGGUGACGAUGGUUAUAAUAAUCAUAACAAUAAUCGAGGAAAUCAACAAGACAUUUCCUCACCACCUCCAAUCUAUGGUGGCGGUGAUUCAGUAAACACCAACGACGAAAGCGGCAAUGAUAAUAGUAAAGGAGAUUCACCUCAGAAUUAUGGUAACGCCGAUGGAAACAAUUAUCCCGCGAGAGAAAAUACCUUCACCGAAUCAGCAGUUAACCAAGACGAUAGUCCAAGAUUCGGUGAUCGGAUUAGAGGUCAAGAAGUGAUCUACGCUAAGGCUGAACAUUACGACGAUCAACACUAUCAAUCUAAUUCUCAUUCUUCAUCUGGCCUUUACUCGGAAAGUAGUAACAGUCGCGAAGUUAGAGUCAAGAGCGACAAUUCAACUAAAAAAGAUUCGACGGUCAAUUCUGAUGACGGUGAAAGUUUCGUUUUCGUUAAAUUAGAUGAAAAAGAUAAACCAAUCAAUGGAAAAGUUAUUUUCGGACAUCGAUCAAACUCCAAUGGUACAACUUCCGAUGACCACGAGAAAAGUGACUCAUCUAAAUCGUAUCAUGCUUACUACGAAUCAGCUGAUCACAUUCCCCCCUCAGGAUAUGUACGAUUAACAAUUAAAGAGUUCAAGGAAUUAUUUAAAGACGCAGAUAUUAAUUAUUCAAAAGAUCAAUCAAAUGAACAAUUGGUUUCAUCAUCUUCUGAACUGAAUCAACAAUUAACCUCAUCAUCUAAAUCCUCUGAUGAUCAUCAACCAACAGCAAUUGAUUCAGAAAUUGGUGAUGAAGUUACAACAAUUAAAUCGCCAUCUGAUCAACAAUCAGAUCAACAUUUAUCUACAUCCACAAUUAAACCAAUCAGUAGUUUGCCAUGAAAAUCUGAAUAAAAUUAAUUGUCACUCAAAAACAAUUAAACGCCAACAAAAUCAUAUUAAUUGAUUAAUUCAUCCUCGUCAUCAUCUUUAAUUAUUAUCUUCAUCUUCAUUCAAAUCUUCAUCUUCAAUUGUUUCAUUAUUAUUAACUUUUUGUUUUCAUUAAUAAGAAAAAAAAAAUUUUACAUUUUUCCAUCACAAUUUAGUUUAAUCAACAAUCAAAUUAAAUCAAAUUAACUCUAUUGAACAAAAAUUCAAUCCCAAGCCAUACAAGAAAAUUUAAUUACAUCAACAAUCAAAGUAAAACAAUUAACUCUAUUAUUAUUUAUAUAAAUAUGAAUGUUGAAUGUUUAUACCAUUUAAAAUACAUCUGAUUGUCAAUUGUAACAAUUAACUAAUUGUGUUAAACGAUUUUUUCUUCACCUUAAUUGAUCAUAAAUUUUUUCUUGUAAAUCAUUUAACCUUUUCAACUGAUUAAGGUAAACACAUUUCGAUAUCAAUGCUGAUUAGAUAUUGAAACAACUUUUCCACGUAAAUUAAAUUUGAUUGUUAACUAAACGAAAAAUUAAAAAAAAUCCAAAUUAAAUUUUUCCUUCU